AUGUCGGCCAGCGGAGCGGAGGAGCGGGGCGGUUUGGAGGCGGCGGUGCUGGGUCGCCUCCGCGCUCUCCGGGAGCGCUGGCUGGGGGGGCGCCGCGAACGUGAUGCUACCGCCACGUUUGCAGAUCGCCUGCCUUCAGCGCUCCCAGAGGACGCAGAGGAAGUGAUCACCCUGCAGAUGCUGCCGAUUGAUGUGCAGCUGCACAUUAUGUCCUUCCUUUCACCACAAGAUUUGUGCCAUUUGGGAAGCACCAGUUUUUAUUGGAGGGCUACUGUACGAGAUCCGUUAUUGUGGAGGUAUUUUCUUGUGAGGGACCUCCCCUUUUGGACAUCCGUUGACUGGAAAUCGCUCCCAGAUGUGGAGAUAUUUAAUAAAACCUUUUCAGAGGUCAGCGAUAAUGAGCUGUAUGAUUACAUGGCAAUAUACAAAAAAAGCUGUCCUCAGAACAGAAGAAGUUUGAAAUCAAGCCGUCCCCGGUAUGAGGCUGUGACUUCAUUUUUGCACACACUGGUCACUCAGGCAGAACCUCGCUUUGCUAUGUUUGGGCCAGGUUUGGAAGAGCUGGACAACUCUUUAGUGCAAAAGAUGAUGACAUGCCCAGAUAUUCUGCUAGUAGCUGGCCUGCCUCAAAGACAAAUUCAUGGAAUUGGAUCAGGAGUCAGUUUCCAGUUUAAUAAUAAUCAAAAAUUCAAUAUUCUGACAUUGUACUCAACCACCAGUGCAGAAAGAAGAAGAGCAAGGCAAGAGCAAGCUGUUGCUGUGAAUAAGAUGUUCUACCAAGAAAACCAGGGGAAUCAGCAAGCCACACAGUACAGUGUAAUAGAUCAAGUGAAAAAGGUGUGCGAAGUAGUUGAUGGAUUCAUUUAUGUUGCUAAUGCAGAAUCCCAUAAAAAGCAUGAUCGUCAAGAAGAACUGGCUCGUAUUUUGGCAAUGAUUGAUCCAGCCCUUGGACCUGCGAACAGACCUCUGCUAGUUUUGUCUUGUGUCUCUCACGUUGAUGUGGAAAGAAUUCCAUGUGUUUACGUGGCACAUCAGUUGCAGCUAAAUCUGAUACAUCAGCCCUGGAUGGUACAGGACACUGUAGCUGCAACUUUAGCUGGAUUGGUAAAUGGAAUUGAAUGGCUCCUGGAAGAAGCAAAUUGUAAAAAUGCACAGUAA
This is a messenger RNA of Indicator indicator, 1158 nucleotides long. It is a transcript of the gene FBXO4, whose product is annotated as F-box protein 4. Gene Ontology annotation, cellular component: SCF ubiquitin ligase complex. The transcript is spliced from 7 exons. NCBI's taxonomy places the organism in Eukaryota, Metazoa, Chordata, Aves, Piciformes, Indicatoridae. Gene Ontology annotation, biological process: SCF-dependent proteasomal ubiquitin-dependent protein catabolic process; protein polyubiquitination. The record is from RefSeq and is a predicted model, not a curated record. Bases 1 to 1158 code for a protein of 385 amino acids. Gene Ontology annotation, molecular function: protein binding.